Molecule: messenger RNA, 1156 nt
Organism: Daktulosphaira vitifoliae (grape phylloxera)
Lineage: Eukaryota; Metazoa; Arthropoda; Insecta; Hemiptera; Phylloxeridae
Exons: 2
Coding region: 243-944 (233 amino acids)
Biological process (GO): positive regulation of DNA repair; double-strand break repair; mitotic G2 DNA damage checkpoint signaling
Cellular component (GO): BRISC complex; BRCA1-A complex; nuclear body
Source: RefSeq, a predicted model, not a curated record
UGUGGUUAAAGUUUUUUUCCAAAUCAACAUUUUAAAGUAACAUAUUUUCGUGUUUAAUUACAAACAACUACUAAUUUAAUAGAUUAAUUAUUCUAUUUUGUACUAGCUUAAUUUGAUUUAUUAAAAUUAAUAUGAAUCAAAUGCCUAAGACUAUAGUAAUCUUAUAACAUUUAUAAUCAAAUAAUAAUAAAACAUUUAACUGACAAUAUUGAAUCACAUAAAAUUCAUCAAGUAACUUAAAUAUGUCAUAUGCAAGUAUUCUUUCUAAGAACCUCAAAAAGGGUCCACUUAAACUUAAAAAGUUACCAGAAGAGAAAAUAUUGCUAGUAAUAGAUCUAUUCAAGUUAUCAGAGUUGGACAUCAAAUUUGGUUCCUCUCAUUUUGAUGCCAUAUCUAGCUUAACUAUUAUUCAGAGGGCUUUUAAGUAUUUUGUAUCGCACAAAAAUCUAUAUUAUAAUAACCAAUUUGCAAUUUGUUUAUUAACACCAUUUUCUUAUGAUUUGAUAUUAGAUUUUACUUCAGAUGUUAAAAUAAUAUCUAAAGAAUUGUUGUUAAUACCUACUUCAAUAAGUAUUACAGAAGAUAUUGCAGCAUACGAUUUUGGACCUUUUUUAAAAUUUGUUGCUCAAUUAAGAAGUAUUCAUAAGGAUUCUAUAUUCAGGGUGGUCAUGUCAUAUAACAGAGAUGAUUGUUUACCUAUAAUAGAUUCAUUAGAUAAAAAUACAUAUAGUAUUUUUAGUUCUCCAAGUUUCUUUUUUGACAUAGUUUAUAUAUGCAAAAAUAAUUUAGAAAUAGAUGAAAUGGCUCAAAAUAUUUAUGGAAAGUUAGCCUUAUUAUGUAAUCCAUGGUCAUAUAAAAUUUGUACUCAAAGAAAACCAAUGGCUAUUAUGAAUGGAAUUUCAUCAUUAUUACCUCAUCCUUUAGUACGAUGCAAUUACAAAUGAUCAAUUAAAGUUUUAUUUGUAAUUUUUUUUUAUUAAUUUUGCUUAUUUGUUAUUUUAAUUUCUAAGACUAAUAAUGUUUGUAUGUUAUUUUGGGAUUUGCAUAAGUCCAAAAAUUAUUAUUUUCAGGUCACUUUAGUUUUUUUAGAAAAUUAUUUGUAAAAAACAAAUACAUUAAUGUAUUGUUAUCAUAUUAGUUAAAAAAUUGAGCAAGU